CUACCCCUAUCUACGUCACGAAGGCAGCAUGUGGCAGGCGAAACUCGCUUGUCUGGCACUGCUGGUGCUGCCAGCUGUUGCCAAGGAUCUAGCAGACAACAAAGAAGAGGAACUUCCUCAAGCUCAAGAAUCAGAUCUCAUAAACUACGAUGAUUAUAAUCCAUUUGGAGAAGAUGAAAAUGCUAUAAUUGCUGAACGGGACUUCAGAGGGUCAACGACUGCUACUCCUGGUUACCGACGACCAUUGCCACAAGUAAAUAGAGCGCCAGUAAGCCGAUGCUUCGAUAUGGGACGGUCAUUCACAGACGGUGAAACUUGGAAGAGAGACAAUUGCACUCUUUGCCAGUGUUAUAGCAACCGCGUUAAUUGUUCUGUUCUACCAUCCUGUCUAUCAACACCAACUACAAAUCGUCCUCUUCCACCACCACCGCCAGCCGUUGCCGCUCAACCAACGGUUCCAGUUAGAGGUUUUUCAGGUGAACCGGGUGUUGAUGGCCCGCCCGGCCCGCCAGGUGUACCCGGAGUGAAUGGUGUACCUGGUAGCCCUGGAAUACCAGGACCUGUUGGACCUAUGCCUGAUGUGAAUGCAUACCUAGCCCAGUUAGCAGCUGCUGCUGGCGGAGAUAAGGGCCCCGCGUUCGACCCGUACCAUUACAUGCAGGCUUCUGUAGGUUCUCCGGGAAUUAGAGGAAUACCAGGUCCACAAGGCCCACCUGGACCUCAAGGUUUUCAAGGCCCAAGAGGGGAACCUGGUGAACCUGGGCUUGCGGGACAACUGGGGCCACCUGGAGAAAGAGGACCGCAGGGCUUACCAGGAAAAGAUGGCACUCCUGGUGAAGAUGGGGAACCUGGUCCAGUAGGAGUGGCCGGACAGCCGGGUCCACGUGGUAUUCCGGGAGUACCAGGACUUCAAGGAUUAAAGGGUCAUCGUGGUUUCGAUGGAAAAGAUGGCGCAAAGGGCGAACAAGGGCUACCCGGAGAAAAGGGCCCAACUGGUUUACCUGGACAAAUGGGGCCAGCGGGACUUAUCGGUCCCGUAGGGCCGAGGGGUGAAAGAGGUCGAGAGGGGCCUCCUGGUACUCCAGGCAUGCGCGGAGUUGAUGGAGCGCCUGGACCACCAGGUCUUAUGGGUAAUGUUGGAAAAACUGGUUCUCCUGGGUUUCCUGGGUCACCUGGAUUGAAAGGCGAACAAGGACUUAAUGGACCUAAAGGCAGUCAAGGUAUGCAAGGCCCACGUGGUGAACCCGGACGCCCUGGACAGCCCGGAGAAGUAGGUCCAACAGGACUAGCGGGACGAGACGGAAUACCCGGUGAGAAAGGAAUUCAAGGUCAAGCUGGUGCAGCAGGACCUCAAGGUUUUCCAGGACCAAGGGGUACUCCUGGAGUCGCUGGCGAUCCUGGAAUACCAGGUGCUAAAGGCAUGCCGGGGCAACCAGGGGAAAGGGGAACAAAAGGUGACUCAGGUAUAAGAGGAGAAACUGGAUCUCCGGGGCCAAGGGGCUUACCGGGAAGUAUUGGACCAGAAGGAAAAAGAGGAAAACGGGGUUUACGUGGACCAGCCGGAAAUGUAGGUCCUCAAGGUGAAAGAGGCUUACAAGGGCUAAGAGGACUACCUGGUAUCGACGGUCCUUCGGGUUUGAAAGGUCAAGCAGGUGAUAGAGGCAGCGUUGGUCUUCCGGGACCUAAAGGUAGUACUGGUGAUGCUGGAAGACCAGGUCCUCAGGGACUCCCUGGAGCAAGAGGAAUAAUGGGUAGACCAGGAAUAACUGGAAAGUCGGGUCCUCCUGGAGAAAGAGGUAUACCUGGUGCCGAUGGAAGACCUGGCGAGCAAGGAUUACAGGGCUUACAAGGACCACCUGGCUUAAUAGGUAGCCCGGGAGAAAGAGGAUUGCAGGGAGAGCCAGGUAAAGAUGGUGAAAUCGGACAGCCCGGGUCUAUAGGACCUAAAGGAGACGCAGGGCGAGAUGGUAGCCCUGGCGUUCAAGGUCCACAAGGCCCUGUAGGUACUACAGGUGAACGAGGUCCUACAGGGCCACCUGGACCCACUGGUUUUCCUGGUAUGCCGGGAUCUGCUGGUUUACCAGGAUCUGCUGGAAAAGAUGGUGAACCAGGAGUGUCUGGUCCUGCUGGACCUCCCGGACCUAUCGGACCACGUGGUGAAAGAGGCUUUUCAGGGGAAAGAGGUAUCCCAGGUCAACCUGGUGCGUCUGGUGAAAAAGGAGAAACUGGAGCUCAAGGGCUUGAUGGACUACCGGGCCCUGAAGGACCAAGAGGGAGUAAAGGUCAUCCAGGUCCGAUUGGUGCGAUGGGAAUGCCUGGACCACGUGGUUUAACUGGUUUCGCUGGUGAGAAGGGAGAUAGAGGAUCAGCUGGUCCACAAGGCCCUGAGGGACCGCAAGGUCGCCAGGGUGAACAAGGACCGCAGGGCCCUGUUGGACCAACCGGACCACCAGGAGAACCAGCCGAGAGAGGAGAGCCCGGAACUCCAGGUGUACCAGGAGAACCAGGUGCACCCGGUUCAACGGGAGAUCGUGGUCAGCCCGGAAUACAAGGGAAUCCUGGUUUAUCUGGACCACCGGGUCUAACCGGCAUGCCAGGAUUAAAGGGUGAUCGGGGCUAUGCAGGUGCUAAAGGUCAGCAAGGAGCUACCGGAAAUCCAGGAUUAUCUGGAGAACCUGGUCAAAGAGGGUUACCUGGCCAAGUAGGAGCCAAAGGAACACGAGGUGACCAGGGUGCUAAGGGAGAUAUAGGACAUACUGGAUUGCAAGGAAGACCAGGAGAACUAGGUCCACCAGGUCCACAAGGUAGCCCAGGAGCAACGGGUUCACCCGGUAUUCCAGGUGCUAAAGGGUCAACUGGUGAUACUGGACGAUCGGGUCCUCCGGGACUUCAAGGGAUAACUGGACCACAGGGACCUGAAGGAUUAAAGGGUGAAAGAGGCAGUGAAGGAGAGGUUGGGCCGCAGGGACCGCCUGGCUCUCCGGGUUCACCUGGAGAACGGGGUCCAAGUGGCUUACAAGGAAUGGUUGGACCUCCUGGACCUCAUGGACUAAGGGGCAUACAGGGUGAAAGUGGUAUGCCAGGGAAACCUGGUGCUGAUGGAGCACCGGGUCCUAUUGGAGCAACUGGACUUCAAGGACCUUCAGGACCUAUGGGAGAGCCAGGGCCAGAAGGCCGCCCAGGAAAACUUGGUCAGCCUGGUAUACCAGGACGACCAGGAGACAAGGGACCGAUUGGACAACCAGGACAAUCAGGACCACCUGGUCCACCGGGAUUACAGGGCUCACCUGGUUCUUCUGGUCCACCUGGACCAACUGGAGAAAGAGGACCAAGAGGCGAAUCUGGACCACCCGGUGUCGAUGGCCCCCAGGGUCCUGCUGGGAAACAAGGGCAACCUGGCGCGGAUGGUUUAAAGGGUGAACGUGGUGAAGCUGGAGUUGACGGAGCUAAGGGUCAUGCAGGUAUACCUGGCCUACCAGGUAUGGUAGGUGCUCCUGGGCGAGCUGGUGACAGGGGUCUUCCAGGAUCAAUUGGACCACCUGGAAAAGAUGGAGAAUCGGGACCAAGAGGUCCACCUGGUCGUGACGGAAAUCCUGGACCACUUGGUCCAAGUGGUCCACCUGGUGGUCGUGGAUCUCCAGGGGAACCUGGACGUCAUGGCACCCCAGGACCAGCUGGUCCACCUGGCCCACCUGGUCCACCGGGAGAAGGUUUAGCUUACGAUGCCGCUGCUAUCGCUGCUAUGUUACAACAAGGAUCAAUCAAAGGACCAGACCCAUUAGGUGACGAUCCCAACAGUAUGCCACCACGUUUCUUCAAAGAUGACAUGAGCCCAGAAGAAAGAAAGAAAAUUGUAAUGAAAGCAUACGAAAGACUAAAAGUAUCUCUUGAUAAAUUUUUAAAACCCGAUGGUUCGAAGGAAGCUCCAGCAAAAACAUGUGGUGAUAUUAAAUAUCACCACCCUGAAUUCACGAGUGGUCAGUAUUGGAUUGAUCCCAACGGUGGAGACUACAACGAUGCUAUAUUGGUACAUUGUGAUAUGGCAACUAGUGCAAGCUGCGUGUUCCCUAAGCCAAUUAUGUCAGAAGAUCUCACGCAUACAGGCAGAAAUGAAGCAUGGCUUAGCGAAAUCGAUAAUGGAUUUACGAUUUCUUACAAAGCCGAUAACAGUCAGCUCACAUACCUCCAGCUCUUAUCUAUGAGAGCAGUUCAGAAUGUGACGCUACACUGCCGCAAUACCGUCGGAUAUUAUGAUCCAGCGACCAGAAAUUAUAAACACGGGUUGAAAUUACUUGCGUUUAACGAUGCGGAGAUUCUACCAAAAGCUAACAACAGGCUUAGAUAUAAGGCUUUAUUGGAUGAAUGUCAGCAUAAGAAACAAGAAUGGGCGAAGACGAUAUUGCAAUACGAAACGGAUAAGCCCGGGCGUCUGCCGCUGCUGGACGUCGCCGUGCGUGACGUCGGCAGACACGACCAAAUGUUCAGGAUCGAAAUGGGCCUUGCCUGUUUUAGUUAAAAGGAAAUUUCUAUCGACAAUGGUUAUAAUAUAGAUUUUAUAGGAAUUUAGUAAAAUUUUUUG
Vanessa atalanta (red admiral) is the source of this 4579-nucleotide messenger RNA. Its product is annotated as fibril-forming collagen alpha chain-like. Lineage: Eukaryota; Metazoa; Arthropoda; Insecta; Lepidoptera; Nymphalidae. Gene Ontology annotation, molecular function: extracellular matrix structural constituent. The coding region runs from base 29 to 4516 and encodes 1495 amino acids. The transcript is spliced from 25 exons. The record is from RefSeq and is a predicted model, not a curated record.